AUGUCGGCGCGCGAGGUGGUGGCCGGCUGUCAGGGUGAAGGAGUGGGGCAGAUGAAGGAGUUCUUGCUGGCCACCAAGAACGAGAGAGGAGUGAGGGUGGAUGACUACUUCUCCGGAGAAAAAAUCUCUCUUUCUCACUUAGGUGUCCAUAUUUACCAGAACAUGUACGGCUGUGAAUGGGAUGAAGAGACCAAUAAGGUCAAGGGUUAUUAUCAGUACGGUUAUGAUGGAGAAGACUUCAUAUCAUUUGACCUGCAGACAGAGCAAUGGAUCGCUGCAAAACAGCAGGCUGUUCUCACCAAACAGGAGUGGGAUCAGGACAGAGUUUGGACAGCACAGAACAAGAACUACCUGACUUAUGAGUGUCCUGAGUCGCUGAAGACGCUCUUGAAGUACGGGAGGAGCUCUCUGAUGAGAACCGAGCGUCCCUCGGUGUCUCUCCUCCAGAAGACUCCCUCCUCUCCAGUCAGCUGCCACGCUACAGGUUUCUACCCCGACAGAGCCGACCUCUUCUGGAGCAAAGAUGGAGAGCAGCUCCAUGAGGACGUGGACCUCGGAGAGAUCCUCCCCAACCACGACGGGACCUUCCAGAUGAGGGUUGACCUGAAACUGUCCUCCGUCCCUGCUGAAGACUGGAGGAGGUACGACUGUGUGUUCCAGCUGUCUGGUGUGGACGAGAACAUCGUCACCAAACUGAACAAGACCAGGACCAACAGGGAGAAGCCUGCUGGCUCCACCUCCAUCAUCAUCAUCAUCAUCAUCGCUGUGGCUGUUCUUGUCGUCAUCAUCGCUGCUGUGGUUGGAUUCAAGGUUUACAGAAACAGGAACGCCAAACGCCGCCCUUCUUCUUCUUCUUCGUUUUCUUCCUCUGACGGCUUUGAGCUCUCUGAGGAAGUGAAUCCUAACCUUUGAAGUCGGCGUCCUGCACACAGUUUAUGGGUGAAUAUUGCUCUGAAUCAACAAGCGAUGCUCCACAUUUUUCUCCAUAAACUGUCAAUUUAUGGCUCAUCUUUCAUUUAAAAGUCUGAAUCAGGGUUGGUGAACAUCUGGAAACUGAAGAAACAUCAAUAGUCACAUUUAAUUAUUUGUAUAGUUUGGUUUUAAUAAAAAGGUUGAAAUGAAAUAAAACGAGGAGGAUUAUUUUAGGAGACGUUCAAAUCAAUAAAAGCAUCAAAGUGCUCACAGACUAGUGUGUUCAUCUCAAACAAAUCCACCAUAUUUACUCUUUAAUACUUCUGCUGUUUGGGUUGAAUCAUUGUUGGUAACAAACGUGUAAAUACACGCACACACACACACACACAAAAUAUAGA
Molecule: messenger RNA, 1310 nt
Organism: Gasterosteus aculeatus aculeatus (three-spined stickleback)
Lineage: Eukaryota; Metazoa; Chordata; Actinopteri; Perciformes; Gasterosteidae
Source: RefSeq, a predicted model, not a curated record